AUGAUUUAUAACACUCAUCCUGAAUCGCUCCCUGAAAUGGCCAGAGUCGUAAGGAUGUCAUCACCUUACGAAGAUUUUGACAAAUGUCGGUCCGGUUGGCCAAUUCGACCCGGUUGCGAUCAUUUGAUCGGUUUCGGUAUCUAUACUGCUCUGGCGAUUUUGAAUCUUAUGCUCGCAUGUAUGCCAAGGGGUGUUUCGUAUCGAAGAGUAGGAAACCUCCCAGUGAAUUUCUUUGUGGCUAUCAUCUGCAAAUUUAUUCUUAUUGCUGUGUCCAUAUCGUUCAUAUUUUAUUCGUUCUAUGUCCAUAAAUACAGUCACACACUGAUGGCAUUCUCUAUCGCUAGAGUGAUUCAUUUAAAAUGCCAAUUCGUGUUUUACAUGAUGGAUUUCGUCCCCACCAUUUUGAUUAGGGUUGGCUCUACUAUGUGUUUAAUCCGACUAUUGCGAAGUGAAAAUCGCCAAUGCAGUAAAAACAUGGUCGAAUUUCUCACGAAAGAUUACCUUGAUUCUACCAUAUGUUUGGCCAAAGAAAAGCUUGUCCCUACAGUUGCGCCAACUGAGCGUGGUUCGCACAUCUGCCUCUCUUUCUCUCGAUGGCAUCUUCUCGGAAAACCGGUCUUGUUCUUCGAGUCAUGGACAGAGGUACCAGCUCAGUGA
Messenger RNA from Cooperia oncophora, 657 nucleotides. The record is from the annotation of a GenBank genome assembly. NCBI's taxonomy places the organism in Eukaryota, Metazoa, Nematoda, Chromadorea, Rhabditida, Trichostrongylidae.